GAUGUAUUCAAUUCUGACUAACUAAGAGGCUCCCAGCCGCAAGGGCAGAUUGGUGGUUCUACGUGUGGUCGCUUACUGUAGCCCCUGUAUAUUACAACAUCUUCCCACUCAUUGCUGAGUCGCGCUUCCGCUCAGCCAAUCAGGUGACUUGCGACGUCGAACGACAAAUGCGGGAAUCCCAAGAACGCAACUUCAUAACUUCACAACUCAUAUCAUUGUUCAUGGUCAUCUCCGGUACCCAAGAUUACCCGUGCUAAAGAAUGGCAACGAGGUUGGAGGCCAGUGCGGUGGCACCCGCGACUGCUGUUGCGGCUGCAAUCAAUGACGGCAAGACACAUCUUCUGCUGGCGGCAAGCGGUUCGGUAGCAACAGUGAAGUUGCCAUCCAUAAUCAAUGCGCUGAAAGACUACCCAAACCUGUCGAUCCGCGUCAUUCUUACCAAAGCCGCUGUUCACUUCCUCGGCGGCCAGUCCUCUGAGCAGCCCACAGUAGCUGCGCUAGCUGCGCUCCCAAAUGUUGAUGCCGUUCAUCAGGAUGAGGAUGAAUGGAUUGCACCGUGGACGAGAGGUGCCGAGAUAUUGCAUAUCGAGUUACGGCGCUGGGCACACCUUCUCGUCAUCGCCCCAAUGUCGGCGAAUCUACUUGCUAAGAUCACGGGGGGUCUUUGUGACGACCUCCUGACGAACACCAUCCGUGCGUGGGAUAUGGCAUCAUCGGAUCAGAAAGCUGCUUCCAUCCUUGUUGCGCCAGCAAUGAACGAUAGGAUGUUCACUCAUCCCUUGACAGUGACACAGCUUUCAAUCCUGGAAGGCUGGCCGUGGUUCGAGAUUCUGCCAGCGCAGGUGAAGUUGCUCGCCUGUGGCGAUCAGGGACAGGGUGGUAUGUGCGAUUGGAACGAGAUUGUUCGUGUGAUUGAGACACGACUGGCAGCGACUGACAUAAGUCAAGCAAAGGGGGAAACUUGA
This is a messenger RNA of Pseudogymnoascus destructans, 965 nucleotides long. RefSeq lists its product as uncharacterized. Gene Ontology annotation, cellular component: phosphopantothenoylcysteine decarboxylase complex. The record is from RefSeq and is a predicted model, not a curated record. The transcript has a single exon. Gene Ontology annotation, biological process: coenzyme A biosynthetic process. Lineage: Eukaryota; Fungi; Ascomycota; Leotiomycetes; Thelebolales; Thelebolaceae. Bases 261 to 965 code for a protein of 234 amino acids. Gene Ontology annotation, molecular function: phosphopantothenoylcysteine decarboxylase activity; FMN binding.